This is a messenger RNA of Cyprinodon variegatus (sheepshead minnow), 1427 nucleotides long. RefSeq names its product tetraspanin-2-like. NCBI's taxonomy places the organism in Eukaryota, Metazoa, Chordata, Actinopteri, Cyprinodontiformes, Cyprinodontidae. The coding region runs from base 149 to 886 and encodes 245 amino acids. Gene Ontology annotation, cellular component: membrane. The record is from RefSeq and is a predicted model, not a curated record. The transcript is spliced from 8 exons.
CACAACUUGAGCUUUUCCAGUGAGAUUUUGUGUUUUGUUUUUCACUUAGAUGUUGAUAACAUUAGCAUGAGAUUUACCGGAAAAAGACUCCCUCCUGAGUUAUAUUUUACAUUAGUUAAUUUUCUGAUUUCUGUUUAGUGUCGGGACAAUGCCUCCUGUUGCAAAUAUAAAGUCGCACUUUAUCAUUUCUGCGGAUGUUUCCAGGCCCUUCUGCAAAUACGCCAUCAUUGCUUUCAAUAUCAUCUAUUUGGUAGCAGGGUUUACAUCAUUGGUGCUCGGUUUGUGGCUGAGUUACCAUGACAACACCAGUGAUGUUUCUGACCUGACAUCCGACACCGACGACAAAGAAGCCAUUGAGUUAAAGGUUUUUAACAAAGCUGUUUACUUCCUGGUAACUCUGGGCUCUAUUAUGGCGGCUGUGGGGAUAUUUGGAGAGUAUGCUGCCUGUAUUGAAGGCAAAAUUGCUCUGCGAGUGUUUACUGUCCUUCUGUUCCUCUUGGCUGCAGCUAAAAUCACCACUGGAGCGCUUGCUUACAUCUACCGGGAUGAGGCUGGAAAGAUGCUUGGAGAUCUAUACGUUGAUGUUUAUAAGCUCUAUGUGAAGAAUGAAGAGGGAGCCAUGGCUGUCACUCUUGGAUUCUUCCACAGCAUGCUCCACUGCUGCGGAUGUAGUGAAGACCCCCUAACAGAGCUGGUUAGGAAGACGUGCCCAAAAGUGGAUAUCAGAGGACAAGAUUAUACCAACGACUGCCCAAAGGAGAUGGAAAUAUUCUUCAAUAAUAAAGCAGCUGUGGUGCUUGGCCUCUUCGUUGGAACCGCAGCUUUUUUGAUCGGAGAAAUGAUUUGCAGCGGAUGGUUCAGUUCAAAGGUUCGUCAGGAUUCUUAAGCUCCUCAAAUUAUUCAGACUUUCUGCAUGUUGACCUUGGAUCCUCCUCAGCCAUUAUAGCAAAGCGUCUAAUCCAGACCAGAAAGUCUCCAUGCCACUUUCUGCAGCCCUGUCAUCUUAGUUUGUCCUUAUUCCACAUCCAUGACAAAUUUGCAUCUCCAAGCAGAAGUCCAGAUGCUGCCUGCUGCAGUCAUGGCCAAAGUGUUGACAAUUACUUGAGUGAUGUUUGGCACUUUGCAUGUUUAGCAUCACAACACCUGAAAUAACAGUUUUCUGGAGGUUGAACAGAAGGCGGCUUCAGGAUGUCCAGAUGUUUCCAACAGUUAAACAAAAACCAGCUAAAGGAUGGCGGCGCCACCGUUGCAGAGCUUGCCCUGAAUGUUACAGGGAGGUGGCAGCUUGUGUAAAGGGUUAAUUUCUUCCGGGCACAGUCUGUUGGUGAUCUUCACACAGCUUUUAAAACACUUUUUUUCCAAACUCACUUUUAGCUCUCUAACCUCUAGGUGUACAUUUAGAACAAAGUUUGUAAAAAAUGUUUAAC